GAGAGAGAAGAUCUGAUCACCUGCAAUUAAAGUUGGUACAGAAACCUUUUCAACUCCAAAAAUGUUGGAGGAAGAUAUGGAAGUGGCCAUCAAGAUGGUGGUUGUAGGGAAUGGAGCAGUUGGAAAAUCAAGUAUGAUUCAGCGAUAUUGCAAAGGCAUUUUUACAAAAGACUACAAGAAAACCAUUGGAGUUGAUUUUUUGGAGCGACAAAUCCAAGUUAAUGAUGAAGAUGUCAGAUUAAUGUUAUGGGAUACGGCAGGUCAAGAGGAAUUUGAUGCAAUAACAAAGGCCUACUAUCGAGGAGCCCAGGCUUGUGUGCUUGUAUUUUCCACCACAGACAGGGAAUCUUUUGAAGCAAUUUCCAGUUGGAGAGAGAAAGUAGUGGCCGAAGUUGGAGACGUGCCAACUGUCCUUGUACAAAACAAGAUUGAUCUCUUGGACGAUUCUUGUAUAAAGAACGAGGAAGCUGAGGCUCUCGCCAGAAGGUUGAAGCUGAGGUUCUACAGGGCGUCGGUGAAGGAGGACCUCAACGUGAACGAAGUUUUUAAAUAUUUGGCUGAAAAAUAUCUUCAAAAACUCAAACAAAUAGCUGAGGAUCCAGAAUUAAUGCAUUCAAGUAGUAACAAAAUUGGUGUCUUUAAUACAUCUGGUGGCGGUCACUCGGGUCGGAAUUCAAGUACCCUUAAUGGUGGAGAUGUCAUCAAUCUUAGACCCAACAAACAGAGGACCAAGAAAAACAGAAAUCCUUUUAGCAGCUGUAGCAUACCCUAAAACAUUUUAGGGAGGAAAAAGAUUGAGUUGUAUUGUGCAAUUCAGUAAGAAAUCCAUUCAGCUGUCACGGUAUGUUGCAAGUGUUUUAGCAGACUUUGCACCUAAUGGCUCUCUGAAAGGCGCCAGACGUAAGUAUUGUUCUGCACUGCUUUUCAGAAUGGAGUGAGAUCUGUGCUGGACGAAUGACUGCCCUGUGGACUCAUUUUAAUUUUUUUACAUUAGACGAGGCUUCUCCUGUUUUUGAAGGAAUGCUGUAUAAGAAAUGUCAAAAACAGGUUUUGCCGAAUUUUAAAUGCUGGAAAACAUAAAUGAAAUGCCUAAAUAUAUUGGUACAGAUUUUAAUAUUAUGGGUCAAGGGAAGAUAGCAAGCAUUCUUUUUCUGAAAUCGGUCAUCUAGCUUUUCUGGAAAAUAGUAUUGAAUCCGAAUACUUACAAAACAAUAAUAUUGAAAGGUAAACCCUAAAUCUUGCCAGACUGCAUUAGUGUGUACUUGAGCAACGUUACUUGUGCAAUAUCUGUAUAACGCGGAAUGUGGAGGUAUGCAUGCAGAUAUCUGGUACUGAAAUAAGCUGAAAGGAUGUGCAGUAUUUAAGGGAACAUAGAAUCUAAUUCAUUGAUUCAUAAAACCAUUUACACAUAGUGUGUAUGUUAAAAAUUUUAUUUUCAAAUAAGAAAUUCCAGACAUAUAUUUUGCAAAAGGAGCUCAGAUUUAAAAAGUGCUUUGUGCCAAAAAUAUCAUACCUAAUUUUUACAGUGCUUUACUAUCAGAAUUUAUAUUGUUUAUAGUAUCUUUUAAAAGCAGUUUUCCUCUCUGACAGAUUACAUAAAAGAGGAUUAUAAAUGAUUUAAUGCUAGAGCAUCUCCCAGGUGAGACUUGUUGCAGAUCUUUUUCGUACGUCCAACCGUAGGUGUGGUGACGACGAUCCACAGCCCGUCUGCGGUUAGUCCCUGCGUCCCGUGAAGUGCGACGGUGCCUCUGGCACCUUUUGCUGCUGACUGAAAAUGUAAUUUUGAACUUUUAGGAUUAUACUAACAAUUUUUAAAAAUGCACAAGAGAUGAUCUUUUGUCUUAAUCCACAUUAUGGAUUUUAUAAUGCCUGCAAUUCUAAAGCAUCUUUUUGUUUACACAUUUUUGUAUAGUAUUUUAAGAUUAUCACUUAAAAGUUUCUAUAACCUUCGGUUUGUAUAGCACUUUCUCAAGAGCUCUGUCAGCACCAAAUACAAAAGAAUUUCUUUUAAGAAAUAAUUUUGAUAUGUAAUCAUGUGGCAGAGCAUAAAUUUUCUGACUUGGGACAGUAGCUUUCC
Ceratotherium simum simum (southern white rhinoceros) is the source of this 2077-nucleotide messenger RNA. The record is from RefSeq and is a predicted model, not a curated record. Lineage: Eukaryota; Metazoa; Chordata; Mammalia; Perissodactyla; Rhinocerotidae.